Phialemonium atrogriseum is the source of this 1345-nucleotide messenger RNA. RefSeq names its product major facilitator superfamily domain-containing protein. Lineage: Eukaryota; Fungi; Ascomycota; Sordariomycetes; Cephalothecales; Cephalothecaceae. Gene Ontology annotation, molecular function: transmembrane transporter activity. The record is from RefSeq and is a predicted model, not a curated record. Bases 68 to 1345 code for a protein of 425 amino acids. Gene Ontology annotation, cellular component: membrane. The transcript has a single exon. Gene Ontology annotation, biological process: transmembrane transport.
GAAAAAUAUCGUUUGGUUCGUCGCCAGCAGCCUCUUCCAAACUCAUUCAAGACUCCAGACCUCAGUCAUGGGUCCCGAAGUACAACAAACCGCCGAGGAACAUGACUCCACCACCUCUCGGGAUGACGAAAAACAACUUCCUGCACCUCCAGACGGUGGCUCCCGGGCUUGGCUCCACGUAUUCUUCUGUCACAUGGUCUUCUUCAACACCUGGGGCGUUACCAACAGCUACGGCGUUUUCCAGCAGUACUACACGCAGACCCUCGACAGCGCGCCCAGCAGCAUAGCGUGGAUCGGAGGGAUCCAGAUGUUCCUCCUGUUCUUCGGCGGCGUUUUCUCCGGGCGUGCCACCGACGCCGGGUACUUCCGCCACUGUUUCUUCGCCGGUGUCGGACUGCAGGUUCUCGGCAUGAUGCUGGCCUCCCUCGCCUCGCGCUACUACCAGAUUUUGCUCAGCCAAGGCGUUUGCGUCGGGUUGGGCAACGGCUUGGUCUUCACGCCGGCCCUCUCGGUCACGAGCUCGUACUUCAAGAGACGUCGUGCCCUCGCCGUGGGAAUAUCCGCCGCUGGUGCCGCGACUGGCGGCAUGGUGUACCCGGCGACAGUCAACUCUCUCCUCCUUCGUUCGGAGCACCUUGGCUACCCCUGGACGAUGCGCAUCUUUGGGUUCAUAAUGCUGGCCACGUACAUCCCGCCGAUGGUUGGAUAUCGUCCGUACCUGCCCCCGCGCUCGACGGGACCGCUCGUUGAUCGGUUUGCGUUCCGCGAGAAGCCCUUUGUGUUCUUCACAGCCGGCAUGUUCUUCGCCUUCUGGGGCCUGUACAUGUCGUUCUUUUACCUGGGCAUUUUUGCGAGGGAGACGCUCCACAUCGGGGACUCAUUGAACCUGCUCAUCAUCCUCAAUGGAGUCGGGGUUGUUGGGCGCAUACUUCCAGGGUUGAUUGGUGAGCGAUUCACGGGGAUUACAAACAUGACGAUUCUUUUCGCCAUCAUAUGCAGCCUGUGCAUGUAUUGCUGGUCCGCAAUACAUAGUGCCCCGGGCCUCUACGUCUGGGUCGUCGUGAAUGGGUUGUUCGCCGGCGGUAUGCAAGCUCUCCUUCCCACGCUAGCGACACGCCAGGCUCCCGAGCCGGAUAAGGUUGGCACCUGGACGGGGAUGGUGCUCACAACGGUCAGCUUUGCCUGCUUGACAUCGGCACCGAUCCAAGGCGCGCUGAUACAGGCUGAUGGUGGAAGCUACUUGGGGGCUCAAAUGUUUUCGGCUUCGUCAAUUAUGUUGGCUGCUGUCUGUUUGACUCUGAGUCGGUGGAGUCGAGUAGGUUCGGUGUUAUGGGUCAAGGUUUGA